Cygnus atratus (black swan) is the source of this 3395-nucleotide messenger RNA. It is a transcript of the gene TLR5, whose product is annotated as toll like receptor 5. The coding region runs from base 170 to 2752 and encodes 860 amino acids. Gene Ontology annotation, cellular component: membrane. The record is from RefSeq and is a predicted model, not a curated record. Gene Ontology annotation, biological process: immune response; inflammatory response; toll-like receptor signaling pathway. Gene Ontology annotation, molecular function: transmembrane signaling receptor activity; protein binding. The transcript has 3 exons. Lineage: Eukaryota; Metazoa; Chordata; Aves; Anseriformes; Anatidae.
GAGCAGUAACAGAAGAGGAGGAGAGUGCCUCUGGACGAAAAUAACCAGUGUUCCGCAGUUAAUAGCUAUACUUCAGGCCUUGCUCGCUGACAGCUUCUGUCGAUGUCCUAAGGUGCACACAGCUGUGCUGAGAAGGACAGGCAGCACUACAACAUCCACUCUCAGAUUCAUGAUGUUACAUCAACAGCUAGUACUUAUUUUUGGAAUAUCACUAGCUAGAGAUAUAUUUGCAUCUGGAAGCUGUUAUUCAGAAGCUCAAGUCGCCGUGUAUUAUUUCUGCAACCUCACAGGUAUUCCACCUGUGCCAAAGAAUACCGUGAAGCUUUUGCUAAGUUUCAACUAUAUCAGACAAGUGACUGCAACUUCAUUUCCACUGCUGGAGCAUUUGUCGGUGUUGGAAAUUGGAACACAACAUGUCUUUCCCGUUAACAUAGGAAAAGAAGCUUUCAGGAACCUGCCAAACCUUCGUGUCUUAGACUUAGGACAAAAUAGGGUUCUUCAGCUGGAUCUAGAUGCUUUUGUGGGCUUGACAAGUCUGACUGUACUCCGGCUGUUUCAGAACAACCUUGGAGAUUCCAUCCUGGAGGAGCGUUACUUUCAAGAUUUGAGCUCAUUAGAAGAAUUGGAUCUUUCAGGGAACCAAAUCACAAAACUUCAGCCUCAUUCCUUAUUCUAUAAUCUAACAGUCUUGAAAAGUGUGAACCUGAAAUUCAAUGCCAUAUCCAACCUGUGUGAAAGCAAUCUUACCAGCUUCCAAGGAAAACACUUUUCAUUUUUUAGUCUCAGUUGUACUAGUUUAUAUAAGACUGAUGAAACGGUCUGGGCCAAAUGCCCAAAUCCUUUCAGAAAUAUUACAUUUAACUUACUGGACAUUAGUGAUAAUGGCUGGAGCACAGAGAAAGUCCAGUAUUUCUGUACAGCCAUUAAAGGGACUCGAAUCGAUACUUUAAAUUUUAGCUUUCAUACAAUGGGCUCAGGAUUUGGAUUCAAUAACUUAAAAAAUCCAGAUGAGGAUACAUUUACAGGGCUAGCAAGAAGUGAUCUUCAUGUGCUUGAUAUUUCCAAUGGUUACAUUUUCUCUCUCAAUUCACUAAUCUUCAAAAGCCUUGGUAAUCUGGAAUCACUAAACCUUUACAGAAACAAGGUGAAUCAAAUCCAAAGGCAAGCAUUUUUUGGUUUGGGAAAACUAAGAAUUCUCAAUCUCUCAAGUAAUCUUUUAGGUGAGUUGUAUGAUUAUACUUUUGAGGGGCUACACAGUGUAAUGUACAUUGAUUUGCAGCAAAACCAUAUUGGGAUGAUUGGUCAAAAAUCAUUCAGUAAAUUAGUAAAUCUGAAAAUAAUCAAUCUCGGAGACAACGCCAUUAAAAAACUCCCUUCCUUUCCGCAUCUGACGUAUGCCUUUUUAGGUGACAAUAAGUUAACAUCUGUAGCUGGCACAGAAAUAGCUGCAACAUAUCUUGAAUUAGAGAGAAAUUGGUUGGCAGAUCUGGGUGAACUGUAUACUCUUUUCCGAGUUCCAGGUGUACAGUAUAUCUUCUUAAAACAGAAUCGCAUCUCUUAUUGUGAGAAAAGUGUUACUGUUAUAGAAAACAAUCAGUUAAUUUUUAUGGAUCUAGGAGAAAACAUGUUACAGCUUGUGUGGGAGACAGAUUCAUGUUUGGAUGUGUUCAGGCCACUGUCCAAACUUCAGGUUCUACUUCUGAACAACAACUACCUUAGUGCUCUUCCACAGGGAAUUUUUAGAGGCCUAAUAUCUCUACAAGGACUUAAUCUGGCUUCCAACCUCUUGUCUCAUCUCUCUCCUGGGAUUUUUCCACAAAGCCUAAGAUACCUAAACUUGUCUAGAAACCAGCUUUUUUCCCCUGAGCCUGAAAUCUUUAUGUCUUUGAGUAUUCUGGAUAUAUCACAUAACAACUAUGUCUGCGAUUGUACUUUAAAGAGCCUAACAGUGUGGCUAAAUGAAACCAAUGUGACUCUAGCUGGCUCACAGUCUGACAGGUACUGUGUGUACCCACCUACAUUGGCAGGGGAACCACUGUCAUUUCUGACAUAUAAUUGCAAUGAAGAUGAACUCCAGCAGACACUCAGAUUCUCAGUAUUCGUCUUCACGUCCAUCACCCUUCUAAUGUUUUUAAUGGCAGCCAUCAUUUUUACUCGCUGUCGGGGGAUUUGUUUUGUCUGGUAUAAAACUAUCACAAAAAAAAUGAUAGACAGCCAUCAACCAGCAGCAGAUACAAGUGAAUACAAGUAUGAUGCAUAUUUGUGCUACAGCAAAAAUGAUUUUGAAUGGGUCCAGAAUUCUUUGCUAAAGCACCUGGAUUCACAGUAUUUUGAUAAAAACAGAUUUACCUUGUGCUUUGAGGAACGAGAUUUCUUGCCUGGGGAAGAACAUAUCAACAAUAUUCGUGAUGCCAUUUGGAACAGCAGAAAAACAAUUUGCAUUGUGACCAGACAGUUUCUCAAAGAUGGGUGGUGUGUGGAAGCCUUUAAUUUUGCCCAGAGCAGGUACUUUAGUGAUCUGAAAGAUGUCCUCAUUAUGGUAGUAGUUGGGUCACUUUCUCAGUAUCAACUGAUGAAGCACAAACCAAUUCGAAUCUAUUUACAAAGGAGUCAAUAUCUGCAAUGGCCUGAAGAUUAUCAAGAUAUAGAAUGGUUUUUAAGUAACCUUUCUUGCCAAAUUCUGAAGGAAAAAAAAGUGCAAAGGAAUGUCGAUGGUAUAGAGCUGCAGACUGUAGCGACACUCUCACAUUGACAGUGUAUGGGUUGCUGGCUUUCCAGAUACCCUCUUUCUAGCUGUGCCAUGGCAGGAAGAAACAGAAGCUUUGCUUCAUUCUUCCAUGAAGAAGCAGGUAGAAACAUAACUUUCAGUUUUAAUCCUACUAAACAUAGAAACAACUUGAAAGCAACCAGCAAAUACAAGGAAGUGAAAUUAUUUUAUGGACUAUGGCACCCAUUUUCAGAAGAAUUAAUGAAUCACAAAUGUCUCACAUUUCUCACAUUUUGGAUGCUUAGUUUCAAACAACUUAAUUCUACUUACAGAGUGCUACAUACUUACAGGUCUCUGUUUCAGUGAGAGGAGAAAGGGAGGAAGCCCAUACUUUUUUUUUUUUUUUUUCUAAAAAAAGAGUCCAUUGUACUGUGUAUGACCCGCAUAUGUUUUCAUGUAUAGCCUAACGUGAUCAUUGGUUCAUUGAUUACUUGCUCCUGCGCUUUCUCAACUCUGUAAGUUUUCAUGCCCUGUUUCAAAGUAGCAUUAGUGCUUUACACCUUUAUGCUUUAAAUCGGUGUUACACGGAUCUUAUUUAUAUGUUCUCUAUUAAAUUAUCCACAGCUUCUCAACUGCAAUGUACAACUUUUGAAUUACAUUCAUCCCCUUCCCCUCCACAACUUCUCUG